Messenger RNA from Prorocentrum cordatum, 3634 nucleotides. Lineage: Eukaryota; Dinophyceae; Prorocentrales; Prorocentraceae. The record is from the annotation of a GenBank genome assembly.
AGCCCUUGGCCCAAGCUUCCGCAGGAACGCGGGCCUCUGGCUGCCUGUGAGGGCAGGGUUGGCGCCCAUGGCCUCGCAGGAUGGGUACUCGCCGGUGGCCUCGGAACCGUACGCGGCAGCGCGUGAGGCCAGAGGUCCUGAACCACCGCCGCCGGGAGGCGGGCGCCGGCCUCCAAUGGCCGCCGGCGCGCUGUUGGCCGCGGCAGUUUUCCUCAUCGCUGCGAUGGGCGCUCUUGCUUGGCAGGGCCCCGCGGCGCCUGGGUCGCACUUCGGCAGCCACAGCGAGGCAGUGGGCAGGGAUCCACUGCAGCUCAGCGAGGUCGCCCUGCACAGGCGCGCCAUCCGGGGCCUGUCGGGCCGGGGCGCGGUCGGUGAGUUCGACGCUGCCGCAGUCGAUGGCAGCCUGCACCGCAAGGGACACCAUGACGGCGGCGUGUCUGGUGGUGCGGGUGCCACGGGUAACGCGCAGGCGAGAUCCAUGCAGGUGGGCACCAUUUUCGGGGACGCCCUCCUCACGCCGGCGGGGGAGGACUGGCCUCCUGUGGUGCGUUCGUCACUGGACGAUGCCCCCCAGCAGGAUGCGCCUCAUCCCGAGCCCGACGUCCAGGCGGAGUGGCAGGCAAAACCGUGGAGGCCAUGCGAGCCGACCGCGUCGGCCGGGGCGUCCACUGGUUGUACGCGGACCCGCACAGUGCAUUGCCUGCUGGGCGGCGACUGGGUCGACGUGAAACACUGUGCCGUGCUACCCAUGCCGUCCACCUCGAAGAAAUGCCGCUGCGAGGACAGCGGUACGUCGACGCAGCUGGUGGAUGCAAGAGCAGCCACCCCUGGGACAACUGCCACGACGUCCGCGGCUGGGUCCUCGACCACCUCGAGCGCGAAGGUUACGACAGUGCUUCAAAGUACGACGGUCAGCAGCAGCAGUACCAGCAGCAGCACAACAACCAGCAGCACCCGCAGCACCCGCAGUAGCAGCAGCAGCAGCAGCAGAAGCAGCAGCAGCAGCAGCAGCAGCAGCAGCAGCAGCAGUGGUAAUACCCUCACCCGCAAGACGUCGACGACGACACGGACACACAGCUCAACUGAGACGUUUGCGAAGAGCUCCAUUGUCAGAACGGCUUCUGUUACGACCACCCAUGGAUCUGCGAAAAGUGCCCGGAGCCAGCAUAAUGGUGAUACUGAUGUCGAACGCCAAGACCCGUUGAUCGAGGCAUUAUCGGCCCACGGUAAGGUAGCUAGUACCACAGGGACACCGGUCACGACAUCCACCAGCGACCACACCACGUCUAGCUCUUCGUUUGCAAAGUCCAUGGAGGUGCCAGCCACAGGGUCCAGCAGGAAGUCCAGCAACACUACUGCCGAAGUCCUUGCGACAAAUUCUAGCAACCACACAACCACGCCGCUUGCUGAUCCAUCCUCGGGGAGUUCCACCAGCAUGCGCAGCAGUACCAGUGCCAAUGAGCCUGCGACGGGCAAAAGCAGUCAUGCGACGCCCAAACACACUGAGACACAGGCGAGGAGUUCCAGUAAUCAGCCUAGCACUACCACUGUUGCGAAUGUAACAAGCAGAAGUGAACACACGACCUCGAAAUCUGGUGAGACAAACUCGAUUGGUUCCAGUAAGAGGAAGCCCAGCAGCACUACUGCCAAGGCGUCUACUUCAAGCAGUAGGGACCACACGACCACGACGGCUGCGGAGACGAGUUCCAGUAGUAUGCCCAGCACCACUUUGAGUGCGCCUGCGACAAGCAGAAGCAAUCACACGACCUCCAAGUCUGCGGAGACACUCUCCGCCAGUUCCAGCAGCAAGACCACCGUCACCAAUGCGGCGACUGUGACAAGCAGGAGCGAACAUUCGACCUCCAAACCUGCUGAAACAUCAUCGGCCAGUUCUAGCAAGCCCAUCAACACUACUGCCAAGGUGCCCGCCACAGUCACGAGCAACACGACCAGGAAGCCUGCUGGGGCAUCCUCCGCGAAGUCCGGCCGCAAACCUGGUGCCACCACCACGAAGACGCCUGUCACGACCGUGAAAGGUGACAAUAGAGAGACACCAGCAACGAACUCCAACACUACGACCACAGCUGGGCCGUCCACCUUUACCACCAGCCACCACAAUUCUACGGCCGAUUACGGUAACUCUACCGCCAGCCGCCAGAACUCCACCGCCAGCAGCAAGAAGUCUGCCAACACCAGCGGCCACCAGUCUGGGAAGACGACGGUAGCGCCCGCAUCGACCAGCAGCAGCGUGCCGAACACGACAACCACUGCGAGAGCGCCUACAAUGAGGUCGAGCACUGCGAGCAAGACCGCAGGAGGCACCCCGGGCAUCCCCGCCGACGGCGACGCAGGCGUGCUGACGGACGACAUGACGUGGGGCUCCGACCCAUGGGGACCAUGUGUCCAAGACGCUGCUUCUGAUUCUCCCGACGACUGCAUCAGCACCCGCGCUGUGGGCUGCAGGGACGGGUCGGGCGCGCUGGUCGCCCUGUCCCUGUGCGAGCAGGCCACGAUGCCGGCCAUGGAGAAGGUCUGCGCGUGCGAGGACGCCGUGUAUGCCCCCGGCCGCGCUGCCUCGGACGCCCCCCUCGCCGGCGAGGCCGACCAGGACGGCGGGCCCGGCGCCUGGCGGGCCGACGACUGGGGCCCGUGCGUGCACGCGCGGCAGGGCCCCGCGGCGGCGAGGGGCGGCUGCCAGCGCACCCGCUUCGUCUCGUGCGUCGACGCCGUCGGCCGCGCCGUCGGCGCCGACGAGUGCGGCGAGAGCACCAAGCCGCGCAGCGUCGGGCCCUGCGACUGCGACCAGCCGGACGACCUGCCGCCCACGGGGUAGCCCGAGCGCCGGCAGGCCGUGGCCGAGGGCCCCGCCGCGCCCGGGCGAGGCUCGCGGGGCCCGGAGGUCCAAGGGCAGCGGAGGCACAGCCCUGCGGAGGUCCGCGCGGCUGCUCUCGGGUCGGCGCCGGAGCCCUCCCAGGCGCGCUGGGCGCCUGAUUCUGCCCCACCCCCUCCACCAGGGCCCUGCCAGAUCCAGCCGGAGAGGCGCCCAGGGGCGGAGGAAGUCUGGAUCGCCCUGCGGCUGCAGCUUCCUCGGUCGUGCCAGCGUCCUGGCCUGCAGACGUCUCCGCCCUCGGGGCCCUGAGCUGAUCUGGCCCUCGAGGCUCGCCGCCCCUGCCCCGCUCCCCCUCCCGCCCCCGUAGGCCAGCUGGCGUCGGCGCCUGGGCGCGCGACACCCCAGCGCGCUCCGUGCAUGCCUUCAGCGUGGCGGCGCGGACGGCGCCCGCCGCGAGACCCGCUGCGCGCCCCCCCUCCCCCUCCCCCUCUCCCCCCUCCCGCCUCCUUGGAGGAGGGGGAGGGCCACUCUCACGCUCCGUUCCCUCCCGCUCGCCUCGACGUCGGCGCCGCCGCCCGUCUCUGCAACUGGCUAAUGACGCAGGGCGCGCUACUUGUGGCCCAGUCAGUGCCGGCGCACGGGCGCGCGGGUGUGACCGCGGAGCUCAGCAUGCGCGCCGGGAGAAAGGACGUGCGCGCGCCCUCCUUCGCGUGCAGCAUGGUCCUCCCUUUCUCGCCCCCCCCGCGGGCCCUUCUCCUCGCCCCUUGGGCGGGGCGAGAGGCCCUCUGGCGUGGCAGUGGGGGC